Toxorhynchites rutilus septentrionalis is the source of this 2849-nucleotide messenger RNA. RefSeq lists its product as uncharacterized. Bases 86 to 2764 code for a protein of 892 amino acids. Lineage: Eukaryota; Metazoa; Arthropoda; Insecta; Diptera; Culicidae. The record is from RefSeq and is a predicted model, not a curated record. The transcript is spliced from 2 exons.
CGGUCAUAACGUCAAAAUUUGAAAUUCACAAAUCGUAUCCAAUUACGAAGUACUCAGUACGAAAAAUCCCGAAGGCACCCCGCAAAUGAAUCGUUGUCGCCAGCCGCGUCGGUCCGCCCGUCGAGUGCGUCGCUCGCGUUCCAGGAACUCCGCGGUUAAAGAGGAGGAGACGGGGGACGAGGAUACUCAGCUGAUCAUCGAGCUUUCGGAAGAUGGCAGUGUGGAAGUUAUAUCCGAGAAUCUACGCAUUCUGCAGGACUCCGAGCAGGGUGUGGGUACGGAGCGCAAUAUAACCUACUAUCCGUUGCCUGCAACCAUUUACGAUGGCACCUAUCGGCACGAUCGGCUCGGAUCACCGGAAUCCGAGGGAACCUUCACAGCGGAAGGUGCCGCCUCGAAAGCCAGCGGCGAAUGGGAACCAGUGGUUACGGAGGAUGGGCUGGAAGGUGGAAAUGAUCGUAGCAUUUCGAUUGCCGGGCGGGUUGAGGGUCACGCCGUUGGAGCUAUUGUGGAGGGAAGCACAACGAUUUUGUUGCAGCUGUCCACCAGCGAGGCGAGCGCGAGGUACCAACGGGUGGCGGAUUGGUUGCGAGAGGUCAACGAGAUGCUGGGAAACGACGAGAGCGGGGAGUCUGUUUGUCACGACGACGAGGGAAGCCCUUGCAGUGCGGAACAAGAGAUCAUGAACCGAAGGAAAGCGACUCGGCGAAUGCGCGAAGUAACGAUGGAUAUUCUAGAGCGAGUGCAAGGCACUCCGAGGGAAUCAACGCUGAUGAAACUUCAAACGACACUCGAGGAGAUUUUGGACUACCUAGGGGACAAGAUCGUUGUUCAUUCGCAUUCGAGAUUGAACCCGGUAACAGCAUCGGCCGCUAGAACGGAAGGGAUUGUGGGGUAUUACGGAGAUGGCGAUGAAACCGCCAUCUUGGUACAGCCUGUGCGUUCCACAGAUCCAGUUGGUCAGGGUUUUGCAAGUAGGAGUGAUGGUGAUCGUAUCUCCGUAGAUCUUCUGGAAGGUUUCUUGAGGGAAUCGAUGGUCAGCCAGGAAAAUAUUAUUGAACAGACGUUAUCUACAGAACCCCACGUAACGGCGUUCGCAUCAGGCGAGCGUAUUGUUGGCGUGUUGAGCUUCCCGAACACGUCUUCUGGUGCGGUUAUAACCAGUUCCAAAAGCCUCCAGGAGAUGGACAGUAAAACGUUGACGGAACAGUUUCGAAAACUAGUUCACGAAUCCUACCAGAAAUUAUUAGUGCAAGCUCAUUCAAAGGCGGAAUGUAGCGGCUUCAUAGAACAGAUCAAACAGGAACUUGAUCAGUCUUUGGUAAAUAAUGGGGCCGGCUGCUCUACCAUCAUACAAACCGUCAGUAAAAAUUGGAUUAAAACCAAAUCCAACGCAAGCCCUGCCGAUCUUGUACACGAUCUUCGAAUGCUGAUCGAACAAUUCAUUUUAAACAACGUUUUGGAUGAGAGAGAUAUGAAGUGCAUUGCGGCAACAAUUGGCCAAGUGUUCCAUAGCGAACAGAAAACACUAUCCUAUGAAUUCAAAAGCAGUACAGUACUCGACAAAAUCCGUACCAUAACACAGCAGUUAAUGAACCCAUCGGAGGACGAAAAUCAUCUUCUCAUCAUAAACCAAAUCCGGGAAACACUAGAGGAUAUAGUUAGAUGUCAAAUGACAGGAAAACGCCCGACUGAUUACAGGCCUUGGGAUGUUCUCCGAACAUUCUUCGAGGGAAUAAUCUUCAACAGCAAUGCCGAACCUGAUAGUGACUCCGUUAUAUACGCGCUGCGCGAUGGUCUGCUCGAUAUAUUCGUGAAACAUGAAACGUCCCAAAGGGCAUUAUUUGAAAUACUUAAAAAGUUUCCCACUGGCGAAGGAACCAGCCGUCCUCCGUUGACUCCUCUAAGAAGCUGUCCCGGAGUUACGCUACUGACGGAUCACAACACGCAUCAAAACGCGUCUUCUGAAGUGCUGGAAACACCUUCUUCAGUUGAGAUCGUUCAGAAAGUUCACGAUCUCUCAAGCCCGGAUGAGCCAACCGGGCACGGCGCUGGUUCCAUUCUCGCGUUAAUGCAAGCGCUUCUGCUAACCUUCCUUAGAAUCAUUGGUAGCUGGAGUCGGGAGCUGAUUUCUCUUCUUGACCCUAAGCCUAGUGCGGAUCUGCAACCCGAGCGAUCGCACUCGCGAUCGCUGAACGAGAAACCGUCCGUAUCAUUUAACCUACUGCCGGGACCGGCAGACGACGAGACCCCAUCGGAUUCCCCACAACCGGAAGCAGAUUCCCAGGGUCCGAACGAUGCCAUCGAUGAGCUACGCCAGCUACUUUUGAAAAGCUCACUGAACGGCGGCACGACUCCGAAGCGAGAUGCUGUCCCGCAUUGCUCACUUGCUUCCUCCGGUCCCUCCAAGGAUCUACCCUCGAGCCGGGAAAGGAUGUCAGCCAUGUUGUCAAAGGUGCUGAAGGAAUCCGGCGCAUUUAAGGUGACGAAACGUAGCCCCAACACGUUUCACUUCGAGCUGGAGUCUAUUUCGGGUGAUUGCGUGUGGAGCGAAGACGGCGGCGAAUGCGCCGCAUUCCACGGAAGCGUCUACGAUCACGAGGAAGGUCGUGCUUUGGUGUUCAAGACCCGGACGAUCGUUGCGGAGUCGGUUUCGAAAGUGGAAUCGCAGAUCGAGUGCGUCCAAGAGGUGCGCAAACUGUCCGAUGAUGAUGGAAUCGGUUCCGGGGAUUGUGGACUCCCCUCCGGAGAGAGUCUGGAGUGAUUGAAUCGAUUUGGUGUUUUGAAGUCAAUGAGCGUUUCUUUGAAAAUUUAGUGAAAAAAAAAUUGAUUGAUACGAAAAUUUUAUC